Molecule: messenger RNA, 2138 nt
Organism: Lontra canadensis (Northern American river otter)
Lineage: Eukaryota; Metazoa; Chordata; Mammalia; Carnivora; Mustelidae
Gene: INA
Product: internexin neuronal intermediate filament protein alpha
Biological process (GO): intermediate filament organization
Cellular component (GO): cytoplasm; intermediate filament; postsynaptic intermediate filament cytoskeleton
Molecular function (GO): structural constituent of postsynaptic intermediate filament cytoskeleton
Source: RefSeq, a predicted model, not a curated record
UUUAAAACCCGGUGCACACCGCCCAGCCGCGCCCCGUCUGGCGCACCUCUUCUCUCCUCUGUAUCUUCAGCCGCAGCUGCUCUCCCGGCCCUGGUCCCGGCACCAUGAGCUUCGGCUCGGAGCACUACCUGUGCGCCUCCUCCUCCUACCGCAAGGUGUUUGGAGAUGGCUCUCGUCUGUCCUCGCGCCUCUCCAGCGCCGGUGGCGCGGGUAGCUUCCGCUCGCAGUCGCUGUCCCGCUGCAAUGUGGCCUCCUCGGCCCCGUGCUCCUCGGCCUCGUCGCUUGGCCUGGGCCUGGCCUACCGCCGGCCCCCUGCGUCCGACGGGCUCGACCUGAGUCAGGCGGCAGCGCGCACCAACGAGUACAAGAUUAUCCGCACCAACGAGAAGGAGCAGCUGCAGGGCCUCAACGACCGCUUCGCCGUGUUCAUCGAGAAGGUGCACCAGCUGGAGACGCAGAACCGCGCGCUCGAGGCCGAGCUGGCGGCGCUGCGGCAGCGCCACGCCGAACCGUCGCGCGUUGGCGAGCUCUUCCAGCGCGAGCUGCGCGACCUGCGCGCGCAGCUGGAGGAGGCGAGCUCGGCGCGCGCGCAAGCCCUGCUGGAGCGCGACGGGCUGGCGGAGGAGGUGCAGCGGCUUCGGGCGCGCUGCGAGGAGGAGAGUCGAGGGCGAGAAGGCGCCGAGCGCGCGCUGAAGGCGCAGCAGCGCGACGUGGACGGUGCCACGCUGGCCCGCCUGGACCUGGAGAAGAAGGUGGAGUCGCUGCUAGACGAGUUGGCCUUUGUGCGCCAGGUGCACGACGAGGAGGUGGCCGAGCUGCUGGCCACGCUGCAGGCAUCGUCGCAGGCCGCGGCCGAGGUGGACGUGGCUGUGGCCAAACCAGACCUGAGUUCGGCGCUGAGGGAGAUCCGCGCCCAGUAUGAGUCCCUGGCUGCCAAGAACCUCCAGUCAGCCGAGGAGUGGUACAAGUCCAAGUUUGCCAACCUGAACGAGCAGGCAGCGCGCAGCACGGAGGCCAUCCGGGCAAGCCGCGAGGAGAUUCACGAGUACAGGCGUCAGCUGCAGGCACGCACCAUCGAGAUUGAGGGGCUGCGUGGGGCCAAUGAGUCCUUGGAAAGGCAGAUCCUGGAACUGGAGGAGCGGCACAGUGCAGAGGUGGCUAGCUACCAGGAUAGCAUCGGGCAGCUGGAAAAUGACCUGCGGAACACCAAGAGUGAGAUGGCGCGCCACCUUCGGGAAUACCAGGACUUGCUCAAUGUCAAAAUGGCUCUUGAUAUUGAGAUAGCCGCUUACAGGAAACUGCUGGAAGGCGAGGAGACACGUUUUAGCACCAGUGGAUUAAGCAUUUCAGGGCUGAAUCCACCCCCCAAUCCGGCUUAUCUGCUCCCACCUAGAAUCCUCAGUUCUACAACCUCCAAAGUCUCAUCCACUGGGCUGUCUCUUAAGAAAGAGGAAGAGGAGGAGGAGGAGGCUUCUAAGGCAGCCUCUAAGAAAACCUCCCAGAUAGGGGAAAGUUUUGAAGAAAUACUGGAGGAGACAGUAAUAUCUACUAAGAAAACCGAGAAAUCAAUUAUAGAAGAAAGCACCACUUCAAGCCAAAAAAUAUAAUUCUGUCGCUUUAAAAAAAAAAAAAAAAGUUAAUGCUUAAGAGGGGAUAAUAUGCAUUUGACUUGUUAAAGAGCCUAUUCCUGAACCAAAACACCUGUCACCACUAGAAAAUAUCUUCAAGGCUUCAGUCUCCUAUCUAGCAUUGAACACUCCACUUUCUCUAAUAAGACAACCACCCCUUAGGUUGGAGCAAAGUGCAGUCCUAGAGCAAAUCACAGAGGAGUUAUCUAAGAACUCAGCUUUCUCACCUAAAGCUCAGGCUUCACAGCGUUAGAUGAUUCAGGUACAGAGGAAGUACAAACUAAGGUGCUAAAUCUGUGAUCAUCGUCAUUUGCUGUGAAUUGAAAUUAAAACUUAGAUUCGCUCACCAUACCCAGACCUCACCUGGCCCUAUAGUCUCAUUCUAGGUACCUAAAACAUAAGAUCACUGCCAAAGAUAAACCAAUGGUCCACAUCCACAGCACUCUGACGAAACUGCUUCACAAGUGAUAGGUGUUUGUUUAAUAGAAACUUCCUCCCUCCCCUCGAAAU